CGAAAGGAGGUCGCUAUGCGGAGAUAAUGAAAUCAUUUUGAAUCUUUUUGUAUGGAUCAUGGAUUAGCUGGGUAACUGGGAUAUACACAUGGGGAAGGGACCGCGAGGGAGCGAAUCCAAUAUGUCUCGAGGACACGGUAUCCGUCGUUAUAGAGGUCACAUCGGAAAUGAAAACUACACAAAACUCCAAAGAAGUGUUAAGGACAUAAAAAGAAAUCUUUCCGUAGAUCAUAUUCUGGACGACUUAAUCAGCCGUGAAGUCUUGUCUAUUGAGGAUGGCUUGGAAAUUCGCAGGAAGGAAAUAAACCAUACAAUGGCGGAUGGACUGAUAGAAAAACUUAUAUAUGUAGGUGAAGAGGGAUUCCACAUUUUUGUUGAUGUUCUUCACAAGAACGGUUAUGGAUAUUUGUUCGAUUCUGAGUACCCUGGAAUCACGCAAAAUUCACCUACAGAAUCCUCAGAUCUCACUUCUUUCCCAGAACACAGCCAUUCGCACCAGGUUAAGUUUUCCGACCAAAUACAACAGCAGUUUCAUUCCCAUAGUCCAACACAAUCAUCUGUAGGGUCAAUACAAAAACCACAUGGCCCCUCGAUUCUUACAAAACCCAGGGACUUACCGCUAGAAAGGCGAUCUGAUUUACCUUUGGCUAAAACUAUGAAUGUGGCGGACACUCCGAGUCCUGGCAAAGACGACGAUGACUAUGAUGACGUCGAUGAAGUGGAUUAUGAUGAUUGUAGAGUUGGGUCGAAGACAGACAACAUAAUUCUGUCACAUCCUAUACCGUACAGAGGAAGUCCAGUAUUAUUUGAUGGUUGGUACCCAGUAAAGAACAUGGAUCAUCGGCUCCGAGAGUACCCGGGAUGUCACCCAGACGUCGAAGAAAGAAAUAUAAAACGAAUCAUUAGAGAAAACAAAGCGAGAGAUGGCGAUUACGUCAUUUGGUACAGCCAAAAACGUGAACUUCUAAUAGUCACGAUCAUAAACACAUCUUCACCAAAAGGUAGAUAUCACUACAAAGUAAAGAGAAGACGAUCGGGAUCAGGGAACCGGGUCACUUACCGCUUCAGUUCUCAGAUGGAGACGCCAUCUGUCAUAGAACUCCUGGAGUAUGUUAACGCAGAGGGGCUCCCCCCGCCUGUACAGAAAAGCCACUCCGUCAAGGGAAGCAGUUCAAAAUAAGAAUAAAUUAGCAGACAAGAUUUUAUGGAAAAGGAGCAAUCCAUAAAUAAUUUUGGCAGGAAGGAUUUUGAUACACAAUAUUUACUAGACUAUAUUAUGUGUCCUGUAGUAUGUACAUAUGGAAAACCUGUAAAUGUUGCAGAUAUCAUUUUCCUUGAUUACAGGGUUUAAUGCAUUUUUUCAGAUAUUUUUGGGUGUAUAUUGGGAUUAUUUUAAAAGAAUUUGCUCCCCCGAAAAAACCAAAGUCAAACCGUUAGACAAUCCAAAGGCAUUUGACGGGUCUUGGUAAAAGAUUUCCAAGAUUGUCUUUGUCACUGAUUUUACCCUUCAAACAUUUCUGCUCUUGUAAAUAUUCUAAAAUUCCUGCAACCCUUCAUUAGAAUGGAACAAUUACUUUAUUAAGGCAAGGCAAAAGCUUUCUUGUCAUAUAUAGCAAAGAUCAGUCGCAUGCAAAAACAAUAGUUUUAUAGCAUAUUUACAUUAAAUGGAAAAUAUAAUUUCGUAGGACUUCAGUGAAUUGUUGCACAUGUUAUUUGGUGUGAAAAUAAAUGUUACUUGUUUCAA
Messenger RNA from Saccostrea echinata, 1744 nucleotides. RefSeq lists its product as uncharacterized. Bases 89 to 1180 code for a protein of 363 amino acids. The record is from RefSeq and is a predicted model, not a curated record. The transcript has 5 exons. Lineage: Eukaryota; Metazoa; Mollusca; Bivalvia; Ostreida; Ostreidae. Gene Ontology annotation, biological process: regulation of apoptotic process.